Anarrhichthys ocellatus (wolf-eel) is the source of this 2389-nucleotide messenger RNA. Its product is annotated as unconventional myosin-Ic-like. Gene Ontology annotation, biological process: actin filament organization; actin filament-based movement; endocytosis. Lineage: Eukaryota; Metazoa; Chordata; Actinopteri; Perciformes; Anarhichadidae. The annotation marks the transcript as partial. The record is from RefSeq and is a predicted model, not a curated record. Gene Ontology annotation, molecular function: actin filament binding; microfilament motor activity; ATP binding. The transcript has 20 exons. Gene Ontology annotation, cellular component: actin cytoskeleton; plasma membrane; cytoplasm.
UUAUUCUCUUCUCAGUGGGAGCCGGUGCAGUACUUCAACAACAAGAUCAUCUGUGACCUGGUGGAGGAGAAGUUCAAAGGCAUCAUCUCCAUCCUGGAUGAGGAGUGUCUGCGACCCGGAGACGCCAGUGACCUCACCUUCCUGGAGAAGCUGGAGGACACCGUGGGAGGACACCCUCACUUCGUCACUCACAAGCUGGGUGAUACAAAGACCAGGAAGGUAAUGGGCCGCGAGGAAUUCAGACUGCUGCAUUACGCUGGAGAGGUCAACUACAAUGUGAAUGGAUUCCUGGACAAGAACAACGACCUGCUCUUCAGGAACUUAAAAGAAGUCAUGUGCCUGUCGGAGAACAAGAUCCUGAACCAGUGUUUUGACAAAGAGGAGCUGAGUGACAAGAAACGUCCAGAAACGGCGGCCACUCAGUUCAAAGCCAGUCUGGCGAAACUCAUGGAGAUCCUCAUGUCGAAGGAGCCGUCGUACGUCCGCUGCAUCAAACCCAAUGACUCCAAGCAAGCAGGUCGAUUUGACGAUGUCCUGAUCCGCCACCAGGUCAAGUACCUGGGUCUGAUGGAGAACCUGAGGGUGAGGCGAGCCGGCUUCGCUUACAGGCGGCGCUAUGAGGUCUUCCUGCAGAGGUAUAAGUCUCUGUGUCCGGACACGUGGCCCAACUGGGAGGGGAAACUGUCUGAUGGAGUGGCCACGCUGGUCAAACACCUGGGAUACAAGCCUGAGGAGUACAAACUGGGCAGAUCCAAGAUCUUCAUCCGAUUCCCAAAAACCUUGUUUGCCACCGAGGAAGCACUUGAGACCAGGAAACAUAGUCUUGCCACCAAGCUGCAGGCCGGAUGGAGAGGCUACAGCCAAAAGUCCAAAUACCAAAAACUCAGAACCUCAGCUAUUGCCGUCCAGGCGUGGUGGAGAGGGAUCCUGGCCAGGAGGAGAGCGCAGCGCAGGCGAAAAGCUGCUGAUGCUAUCCGCAGGUUCGUCAAAGGCUUCAUCUACCGCCACAGAGAGCGCUGUCCGGAGAACGAGUACUUCCUGGACUACGUGCGCUUCUCGUUCCUCAUGAAGCUGCGCAGGAACCUGCCCAAGAACGUCCUGGACAAGAGCUGGCCGACACCUCCGGCUGCUCUCACUGAGGCUUCAGAACAUUUGCGUAAGCUGUGCAUGCAGAACAUGGUGUGGAGCUACUGCAAGAAGAUCAGUCCCGAGUGGAAACACCAGAUGGAGCAGAAGAUGAUCGCCAGUGAGCUCUUCAAGGACAAGAAGGACAACUACCCGCAGAGCGUGCCCAAACUGUUUGUCAGCACCAGACUCAACGGAGAGGACAUCAACCCCAAGGUGGUGCAGGCUCUGGGCAGCGAGAAGAUGAAGUACGCAGUGCCGGUCACCAAGUACGACAGGAAAGGCUACAAGGCUCGGCCCCGCCAGCUGCUGCUCACCUCCAACUGCGCCGUCAUCGUGGAGGAGGCCAAACUCAAGCAGCGCAUCGACUACGGAACUCUGAAAGGUAUCUCAGUGAGCUCUCUCAGCGACGGCUUGUUUGUUCUGCACGUGCCCAGUGACGACAACAAACAGAAGGGAGACGUGGUUCUGCAGAGCGACCAUGUGAUCGAGACCUUGACCAAGAUAGCGAUCUGUUCCGACAAAGUAAACAACAUCAACAUCAACCAGGGAAGCAUAACGUUUACAGUGGGUCAGGGGAAAGAGGGGACCAUUGACUUCACGCCCGGAUCAGAACUGCUGGUGGCCAAGGCUAAGAACGGACACCUGUCUGUGACGGCUCCCAGACUGAACUCCAGAUGAUGGACUCCCAUCUUCCAAUCACACGCCAGCAGACCCUGCUCUGCCUAAGCCAAUCAGACGCCAGCUUGUCACCUCAUUGAUGGCAUGUGCUUCCAAUUAAAAAAUAAAUUUAAAAAACAAUUUAAAAAAAAAAGAAAGAAAUCUAGCUAAACUAAUUGAUAUAUUUAUGUUUAUAUAUUAUAUUUUUGGGGGAGUUAAUACUGUUUGAAUAUUCUGAUUUUAUAUAUGAGGCCAAGGAAUAACAAAUAUUUUUGGUGCACUUUUCUUGCACCGCGUGUGUUUAUUGUGCUUUUAUUUUGGAAAAUGACCAAGAAAACAAUGAGGGACGAGUCAAGAGUCAAUGUUGUUGAUGAAAAUCAGGGUUAGUUGUUGCCUGUUGCCUCUUUUUUUUUUUUUUUUACUGUUUUCUGCCCGUUUUACAGGAUUAAUUGCUGACACGGCGUUUUCUAACUGGGGUGGACGAUUAUUGUUGUUGAAGGCUGACGGUAUGUAGGAGAGCUGUUUAGAGGUGGAUGAGGAAGUGUCCAGAUGUGGCUCACUAAAAAAAAACAGAAUAAACAGUUUGAUGUACUACUGAAUAUAA